Messenger RNA from Mesitornis unicolor (brown roatelo), 512 nucleotides. RefSeq names its product suppressor APC domain-containing protein 2-like. The annotation marks the transcript as partial. Lineage: Eukaryota; Metazoa; Chordata; Aves; Mesitornithiformes; Mesitornithidae. The transcript is spliced from 4 exons. The record is from RefSeq and is a predicted model, not a curated record.
GUGGGGAUGCUAAGGGCGCUGGGCAGUCCCAGGGCGAUGGUGGCCACCCAGGGGCUGGGGACACUCGGAGGCAUCAGAGGGGCCGUGCUGAACACCGGAGACACACCAUCACCAACGGCGUGGACUUCAGCAUGCUGAAGCACAUGAAGGAGCUGGAGCAGGAGAAGGAUGUGCUGCUGCAGGGGCUGGAGCUGGUGGAGCGCGCCCGGGAGUGGUACCACCAGCACAUCCAGUUCAUGCAGGAACGCCAGAGGCUCCUGGGGAAGAACAAAACCAGUACUGAAUUCCUCCCUGAGGGCAGCCAGAGCCACCUGGGACGCCUGGUCCCCAAGCUGCAGGAGGUGAACCGCUGCCUGGGUGACCUCCUUUCCAGCGCUGGCAAGGAGGUGACCGACAAGAGCGAGCGCAUCACGCAGCUGGAGCAGGAGAAAUCUGCCCUCAUCAAGCAGCUCUUUGAGGCCCGUGCCCGCAAUAACCAUGAAACGAGCCAGCUGGACUCCACCUUCAUCUAA